Messenger RNA from Oppia nitens, 903 nucleotides. RefSeq names its product 17-beta-hydroxysteroid dehydrogenase 14-like. The coding region runs from base 1 to 903 and encodes 300 amino acids. The transcript is spliced from 5 exons. Lineage: Eukaryota; Metazoa; Arthropoda; Arachnida; Sarcoptiformes; Oppiidae. The record is from RefSeq and is a predicted model, not a curated record.
AUGUGGGGUGAAUUGUUUCCUAAUAAUACAUGGAAUGGUGUUAUUGGAUAUUUACAUAGAAAUAUCUAUGAAAGUGCUAAUGAUUUUUAUGAUGAGGUAAGAAAUUCGCGAAACUUUACCGGAAAAGUAGUAUUAGUCACCGGUUCGGGCACUGGUAUUGGAGCUACAAUUGUCAAGUUAUACUCAGCACUGGGAGCUAAUGUAGUGAUCACUGGUAGAAAAGCCGACGAAGUUCACAAAGUGGCUCUCGAAGCACAACAAUUGUCUCCUAAAAAAUUAAAGCCAUUGGAAGUGAUUGCAGAUCUAACAAAAAGUGAUGAAUUGCAGACUAUAUUAAAUGAAACAAUUAAAACAUUUACAAAACUCGAUGUCUUAGUCAACAAUGCCGGACAUUUGACAAUAGAGUCUUUAACUGAAAGCAAAUUUAUUGAUAAUCUUAAAGUAUAUGAAAAUUUAGACAUUAAUGCAAACCUAAAGCUCACACAACUGGCCAUUCCUUAUCUCGAGAAAACCAAAGGCAAUAUUAUUAUGAUUACAUCGACUUUUACUGAGAGACCGCCAAAAGGUACUUUAGGGUAUGUUAUAUCGAAAAAUGCAUUGGAAGACACUACCAAGGUGCUAUCAUUUGAAUUGGGAGGUAAAGGCAUACGAGUCAACUCAGUCAGCCCCGGAGUUAUUAACUCACACCCAGAAAAACCUGAUCCAAAAGAUGAGACUUUGUUUAAAAAGACAGCAAAACUGACUCCUUUGGGCAGAAAUGGCAAUAACACAGACAUUGCGGCCGCUGUUGUGUUCCUGAGCUCAUCGGACGCCCGAUUCAUAACUGGACACAGUUUAGUAGUCGACGGCGGACUUAAAUAUAAUAUGGACUCAGAUUUACUUAAAGAUUAUAAAUAUAUAUGA